Molecule: messenger RNA, 448 nt
Organism: Closterium sp. Naga37s-1
Lineage: Eukaryota; Viridiplantae; Streptophyta; Zygnematophyceae; Desmidiales; Closteriaceae
Source: the annotation of a GenBank genome assembly
GCGCUGGAAGAUCCAAUCCAGCGUCCAAUCCAAGAUUCAAUCUAUUAAUACAUCAGAGCAACCACAUUCUUUCGUCUCUGAACCCACCUUCACCAGUCCAACCUUGAAUUUGAUAGCUGCACCAGCCCACAGCACACACAACACGCCCAGCAUGCUUUCAUGCCGAAUGCCCAUCGGCCACCAUGGCACAACUAGCAGCCUGCACACACCUGUCAGCAGCACGUGCACGCUCAUAUCCAGCCAUUCAUCAGCUGCCACUGUCACGUCCUGGAGAAGCUAUAGCAGCAGCAGCAUAAGUUCCAGCUUAAGUCGUAGCAGCAGCAGCAGCGGCACGGGUUACAGCAUGCGCCGGUUAACAGGGUUGGGAUGUGAGACGCCAAGGGGAAAUCCGUGGGUGGAAGGCGCAGUGGCAAGGCGGGGGGUUGUUGCUCACGCCAGACGCAAGAGG